UUGGGAGAAUUCAUACGACAAGAGUAUAACGACUAUUUGGGCGAUAAAUACUCGCCCCGAGAGGUGUUUGACAGAAGUUCAAUCACCGAUCGAUGCAUUGAAAGCACAUCCAGUCUAUUGGCCGGCGCUUAUCCGCCCAAAACUCAAGACUGGAUUUGGGAUAUCGGAGGGGACGCUAAGUUGGCUCAUUCCUGGCAACCCAUUCCUAUCCAGACUUUUAUGCCACACGAAGACGAUCUGGUUUGCAAUGAGGACAAAAACUGUCCGCUUGUGGACGCGGAGAGGGCAAAGAUAUUUGAAAGACCGGAACUUAAAAAGUUUACUGAAAGUCAGAAAGAAGUAUAUAAGAAGGCAUCGGAGGCCAGCGGAUGGUAUAUUAAAUCUAUCAGAGAUGCAGCCAUUUUGUGGGAUACACUGCAGAUUGAAUUCGCUCGCAAUUACAUCUGGAAUAAGACGUGGACUCAGGAGGAAGAGAAGAAAAUGAUCGACGACUUGUAUUUAUCGCGAGAAAUUCAAUUCCGAUAUGAUUGGGACAGUCCGGUCAUCAGACGGCUGAGAGGCGGCGGUUUGGCCUCACAGUUGAUCCAUAAUAACCAGAAAGUGGUGGACAAUAAAAACGAUCGGAAACUAUACGUAUACUCAACGCACGACUCAACUGUUGCCGCACUAAUCAAUGCACUCAAUCUGUCAAACCGUGAUUUUCCGCCCUUCGGUGCGACCCUUCUCUUUGAAUUACACCAAAACAAUAAAACUAAUGAAUAUUUUGUGAGAGCUUUCUAUCAAAACGAGACCACAAUUAAUGAAGGGAUACCUCAUUUGCUCAGUUGGGGUGACUGCCAGUCGUUAACCGAUUGUCCAUUCAAUAAAUACAUUGAAUCAACAAAACACUUGUUGUACACAGACUUUGAUAAGGAAUGUAAUGCU
Medioppia subpectinata is the source of this 924-nucleotide messenger RNA. The record is from the annotation of a GenBank genome assembly. Lineage: Eukaryota; Metazoa; Arthropoda; Arachnida; Sarcoptiformes; Oppiidae.